This is a messenger RNA of Limanda limanda (common dab), 1032 nucleotides long. It is a transcript of the gene ndufa8, whose product is annotated as NADH:ubiquinone oxidoreductase subunit A8. Gene Ontology annotation, biological process: mitochondrial electron transport, NADH to ubiquinone. The transcript has 4 exons. Bases 125 to 643 code for a protein of 172 amino acids. The record is from RefSeq and is a predicted model, not a curated record. Lineage: Eukaryota; Metazoa; Chordata; Actinopteri; Pleuronectiformes; Pleuronectidae.
GCAGCAGCCCUGGUAAACCGGACUGACCUUCCUCUGCGCGGCCUCGUCGCUCGUCCCGGAGACAGACGAGGACCUUGACUGUUCCUCAUCGGAUUGAUUCUUCUGUGAUUUGUCCUCUGCAGCCAUGCCCUCGACACCGGAGGUCCCCACAGCGGAGGAGCUGAGUGUGAACGAGAUCAAUGUGUCAUCUGCAGUGCUGAAGGCUGCUGCUCACCAUUAUGGCUCCCAGUGUGACAAACCCAACAAGGAGUUCAUGCUCUGUCGCUGGGAGGAGAAGGAUCCCAAGAAGUGUCUUGAAGAAGGGAGGAAAGUCAACGAGUGUGCACUCAACUUCUUCAGGCAAAUCAAGGGGAGCUGUGCCGAGUCAUUCACAGAAUACUGGACCUGUCUGGAUUAUUCGAACUUGGCGGAGCUGCGUCAAUGUCGCAAGCAGCAGCAGAGCUUCGACAGCUGCGUCCUGGACAAGCUGGGCUGGGAGAGACCUGAUCUGGGAGACCUGUCUAAGGUGACCAAAGUGUCGACCCCGCGGGCCAUCCCUGAGAACCCUUACCACUCUAGACCACGUCCCGAGCCCAACCCGGUCAUCGAGGGCAAGCUGGAACCUUCCAAACAUGGCAGCAGGUUAUUCUUCUGGAGCUGGUGAGGCAGCACCAGAAACAUCAGUCACCUUCCAAAGCCAUGGGCUCUGUCCAAACUCCACUGGACUACAUGUGACCACUGAUACACCUGUGUUACUAUAAAGGUUUAAAUCUCCCAGGUUCAGACCCAAACAUUAAAGAUGCUGUUUCUUGGCACGUUUAUGUUGGUGAGGUCUGAAAGUGGAUUUUGGACAGAGCUCAUGUCCUAACAGUGUCUCAGCAGCCUACUGAACCUCCAGCAUCCUCACAGUUUGAUGAAGGAAGGAUGGAUGGAUGAUUGUGUGAGAAAAGUCCAUGAAUCCAUUCAGCCUUCCUGACCACAUAUGUAAAUGUAAUGAGUGAACAAAUGCAACAUGCUGUUAUUGUUGUCAACUAAUAAAAGAGAUAAAUUAUA